GCCUACGAUUAGCUGUUAUAUUGUCCACGAUAGCUGUUUCUAUUUCCAGAUCAUGCUCGAGAUGUUAUCAAUGGCUAUGUCGCAGAACUAAAGAAGACAUAUCACUUAUGCACGUUCUGAACUGUACACCUGACCGAACGUGACCACGGUCAUUUCAGCAUGUGAGCGAUGACUUGUAGACCGGCCGCAUUUGGUCAGCAAGGCUUCCAUGGGUAGGGUAGGGUCAUUGUUUUAACAGCCCACUGGCAGCAGAUUCGGUAUUUUGAAAAUAUCCUGCACACGGUUUCAGGGGAACUCAUACCAGCUGCCCCGUAACAUGCUUAGGGUAGACGAUCGUGCGCAUGUCAUUGACAUAAUUUCGAGUCAAUGCAGUUUGUAAGAAAGUUAGUUGCAAUUGUUUUCUGUCAAGGACUGACCUUGAUAUAAUUGUCUGCGCGCUACACUUUGUGUCAGCGAAUAAGAUCCCCCACCUCCACUCCACGAGACGCGUCGCAUUUGCCAAUAGAUUCCUUAGUUGAAGUCCAAAAAUAGACUCCACUACUUGUGCUCUCGGAGCUAUCGGCAUCCCAGCAUUCGAGGCAUUUUUGCGACGUAAGAAAUGACGUAAUGAAGCCGGUUCAUCUUCAUUUAACUAUAAAGAACUCCUACUACUUCCAAUAGUAUGUGUAACAUUUGUAUUAAUAGGCUACUGGUACAAGUAAAUUAAAAUGUCUGGAUUUAUUGCGACUUCAAUGGACAUUGGAAUUGAAUUCUAAUGGCUUGACAUCUUUUAGCUGUGUUCGUGGUAGACUAUGCCUGUUAUUUGUCGACUUCUGUCCGUUAUUUUGAUUCAGUGGUCCCUACAUUUAGGCUAACUUAGGUACAGUUUAGCCGUAGUGUCAGUGUGUCUGCAUCAUAGAGGCACACAGCAAUGUGUCAUAUGGCACCCUCUGUCUGAAUAAGACCUUGCUGCAGUGUUGCUGAACACGUGAUUUUGUUAACUCUGCACAUUUGUUUAUUUUAGUAUUUUAUCAUCUGUAGAAUAGCAAUACGCUUUAGAUAACUGUCAGUACAUGGAGUGGCCAUUCGGGGGAUAGAGAACAUGGACAAUUGCGCUGUGCUAGGACUGACUGGGAUUCCCUGCUCUUAAGAAGUUGUAAUCCAGUUUCGCAGUAAACCUUUCACCAGUCAAGGCUCACUGGGCAAGGUCACCUUCUAAAGUCUGGGUUUGCAGUCUUUAGAAACACAGCGAACAGGAAUAAUGUUACCUUUCAAGACAAGGUUUAAUCAUUAUUCUAACAAUAUUCUUAAUUGUGCCACAGCUACCGUACCCUUUUCUUUUCUAUGGGACAUAAAGUGUGUAACUUUGAAAUUGCCAUGUUAAAUUUUCAGUUUGGUUUGUAAAGGGAUUAAGAUCAGUCUUAGAUUAUAAACACUCUUAGCCUUAAAGUGCCUUUAUGGGGUGAAACGCGGAGUGCUGUUUUGCUGCUCAAAACGAGGCUUAGGAGGACUCAGGAAGGAUUCAAUACACUCUCACUCUCUGCUCUACCGUUAUAAAAAGUCCUCAACACCGAAGACAUCAUUAAAAAACUAUAGUAACUUGAUUCUAUUUUAUUAAUACUAUAUUCUGGGUAAACCUUACCCAGACACCUUUAGCUCUUGAGUAAGCUAAUUUAUGUUAUGUAUGAAGAAACUGGAUUUGCUAUAUUUCUGUAAAGGGCUCGUGCCAUGGGUGACAUGAAGAUAAAUAUACCAUGUCUGUAGGUAUGAGACAUAUCUGAGUCCUUGAUUAAGUUUAUGCUGUUAAAGCUGUAUCAAAAGUUUUUCUGGUUAAGUUAUCCAACAAAACCCCCAUAGUAUCCCGGUAAAACAUGUCAAGUCAAGUAGGCCUGUUAACUUAAAACGUGCCGCCCUAACCUGUGUAGGAGUAGACCUAUUACAGCUCCAUUAAUUGCAUCUUACAUACCAGAUUGCCAUUACAAAGUUCAUUCUUUUGAAUGACUGCUCUGUGCCAAUAAAGAUAAAAAAUAUUAAUAAGUUAUUAUUAAUUAUUAUUAUUACAUUUGAAGUGAACAAUAUUUAGGAACAUAUAGUACGCUUACUAAUGCAUAUAAUCUACUGUGUAGUGCUUUAAAUGUAGCCCAAUAAAGUGAAAAGAUAGGUGUCUGACAUUAAUGACAUGUGUUUUUAGUCCAUUUCUAAACAAUGGCAAUCAGGAUUCUCUGGUUUUCUCUUCUUAUCUUGGCAUAUAGUAGCCUAUCCAGUGCCUUUCAUCUUUUUCUAUUUGUCUUUGUCUUGCCUGGUUCCUUGAAAAGUUGGUAAAUUAUCACCCAGUUUAAAGAGUUGUUUUCACUUGUGUGUGCCUGCAGCGUGAUACAGAAAGAGAUUGUAGUCACUGAAUUUGUCCUUCAAGCCCUCCAGUGACUUUGACCUUCGGAGUGUGUCACAGAGAGGGGGGAGGGUGUGUGUGUGAGAUAGAGGGAGUACGAGUGGGUGAAAAAGAGAUAGCGAGGUGGGUGGUAUUUUGGUAUUAUAGUUGUCUAUGGUAUAAAGCCAUGCUACCGCAAGAAUUUAGCAGUUCCGUCAAAUACCGGGAUAUUUUGUAAAAUCAUGAAUCAAAUGUCCCAGAAUUUCGGCUGUCAGAGAAUUCCACAUCAGUUACCGGUACCCUGCUUAAAUCUUUUACCUACAAUUACCAAAUGAGAUACCUAUGUUACCAGAAAACUGUUAAGUCGUUAUAAUCAUCUGAUUAAUUAAGAACAAGGCCUGGGUUUGAAAUGGAACUGAGGUAGCAUAUUUUUUGGCCACUGGUGGAAAUUUUGAUGCUGUUCUGGGUUUGCCAUUGGAUUUUGUCAAGCUUUCCACUGUUUACAAACACUGGACUCCUGUUGACCAGAUCGAACUGACCAAGCCAUACAGUAACUGAGAGAAAGGGGGUACUCAGCACAAGAAACACAGAAAAACUGCCCUACAGAUCAGGAAUAAUGUCUUCCAGGGACCGCCGUUCUGAUCUGUACAUUAAGGCAGAGCCCAGUAGCCCAGAGGGAGCCGGAGGGGGCCGCGCCAGUCCAGGGGGUGCCUCUUCGGACUCGUCCCAGAGCGGUGGAGGAGGGACCCGGGGAGAUGGUCCCGGGCGUUACUCCCCACCCCUCUACACACCCGCCCUGCGCUGCCAUUUCAAAGAGGAGGCAGGAGACGGCGCAGAAGAAGGCUCCACAGGAAGUGGAGGUGGCCGGUGCAAGUACGCCCUGAGCACCCUGCCCAAGAGGCUCUGCCUUGUGUGUGGAGAUGUGGCGUCAGGAUAUCAUUAUGGGGUGGCCUCAUGCGAGGCCUGCAAGGCCUUUUUCAAGAGAACAAUACAAGGUAACAUUGAGUACAGCUGUCCGGCAUCCAAUGAGUGUGAGAUCACAAAGCGACGCAGGAAGGCCUGCCAGGCUUGCCGUUUCACCAAGUGCCUCAAAGUGGGCAUGCUCAAAGAGGGAGUGCGCCUUGACCGAGUGAGAGGAGGCCGACAAAAGUAUAAACGACGUCCAGAGCAGGAGAAUGCCACGUACCAGAGUGCCCCAAUACCACUGAGGAAAGAGGGGGAGAAAGGCUCCUCCAACAUCAUUGUGUCCCAUCUGCUUGUGGCCGAGCCAGAGAAGCUCUUCGCCAUGCCCGACCCACUGCAGGCCGACACGGCCCAGCGAACCCUCACCACCCUCUGUGACCUAGCCGACAGAGAGCUGGUGGUCAUUAUUGGCUGGGCCAAACACAUCCCAGGCUUCCUGUCCCUCUCCCUGGCGGACCAGAUGUCCGUGCUGCAGUCGGUGUGGCUGGAGGUGCUGGUGCUGGGCGUGGCGUACCGCUCCCUGGGCUGCGAAGACGAGGUGGUGUUUGCCGAGGACUUUGUCCUGGACGAGGAGAUGUCCCGAGUGGCGGGCCUGACCGAACUCAACGCGGCCAUCAGCCAGCUAGCGCGCCGCUUCCGCUCCUUGCAGCUCGACCGAGAGGAGUUCGUCAUGCUCAAGGCCAUAGCCCUCACCAACUCAGACUCGGUGUACAUUGAGGACAUGGAGGCGGUGCAGAAGCUGCGGGACCUGCUGCAUCAGGCCCUGCUGGAGAUGGAGUGCCAGCGGCGUCCCGAGGACCCCCAGCGAGCGGGACGGCUGCUCCUCACCCUGCCCCUCCUGCGGCAGACGGCGGGCCGAGCCCUCACCACCUUCUACGGGAUCAAGACCCGCGGGGGCGUGCCCAUGCACAAACUUUUCCUGGAGAUGCUGGAGGCCAUGAUGGACUCACCCUAGAGGAAACACUCCAAGUCUGGAUGGACGGAUGGAUGGAGGGAUGAACGGAGGGAUGGAUGGACGGAGGGUGGGAAGGAGAACUUGGGAGAAGUGAUCGUACCUUGGUGAAAGGCUGACCAGUGGAUCCAUUUUUAGUGUAGAUGGCUGGAUGGAUGGAUGGAUGGCUGGAUGGAUGGAUGGAUAGAUGGAUUGCGAUAAAUGAAAUAACAUUUAAGUAAAGGAGGAGAAGAUGUGUGUUACAUGCACACUAUAGCUGUCAAACUCUUACCUAUGUGUUGUCCUGUGGAAGGAGAGACAAACUGCAGCAAAUAUUAGACGAGUGCUUAAAGCCAUACUCCAGAAUCUUUUAACCUAAUCUCCGUCCACCUGCUGUAUCUCACAGACGCCAGAGUCGCAGAUUUGAUGUGGGACCUAGACGGAGAAACAUCACAUAACCAAUUCAUUUUUGUGGAAAUCAACAGAAUGAUACAAUGGCUGGUAGAGAUUAGUUUGGUAUGAAUGGAAUGUCGCUUUGAAUUCCUUCAAUUUACAUUUUACUCAGAUUAUUCAGAUGUUCACGAUGUUCACUGGGCACUUUUUAAAUAUUCUGACAUUGAAAUGAAAACUCAAUCCUGCAGUUAGGAAAGAAGCAAUAUAAAGUUAAGGUGUACAAUAUGUUCCCUUCUUGGAAUUCUAAACAGGCUUUACUUAAUUGACCUUUACCUCUCCUGUGAAUGGAUUGCAUCAGAUAUGGUGUGACAUCAUCAGAGGGAGCUGUGUAUAAUCUCAUAGGAGUUACCAUUUAUUCCUGUGUACUAAAAGAUACACACUAGCAGUAUUUAUAUUAGACUUCAUUUCAACUGCAAUUCCACUUAAAACGUAAAAAAUAUGCUCAAAGAUUAGUGUAAAAAUAUAUGUAACUUCUAGUUAUUUCCUACAAAUUAGCUGUUAUUGUACAUUCAAGCCAUAUAAGCAUAAAUGUUGCAAACUAAAACGUCAGUUUGUUUUGUUUUGUUUUGUUUGUGUAACUUGUGUGAGCAUACCUUUGUUUGUGGUCACUGCACUGCUUUUGACUAGAACAAAGAAGCAUAGGCUCAUACAAACAUGUCACAAACACACAUUCAAUUAGUGUUGUCACAAUACCAACAUUUUUGUUUUUCGAUACGAUACCAAGUCAUGCAUUUUGAUACUUUCGAUACUUUUUUCGGUACCAUACCUAGAAAACAUUUUGUAGGCUAAUGUUGAAAAAAAAAAAAAAAAAAAAGAAUUCCAGUGCUGUCUUUAUACAGUAUUUGAAACAUUAAAUGGGCAGUGGCCAAAUCUCUGUAUAAAAUCCCGUUUGUGACUUCGCUAUCUAGAGAUUUCUGUUGUGGGUACAAGGGAUGUUGUGAUCACUUGUUUGCUAGCUUGGGGCAUAUGCUUGAUUGAAAAGUCUCUUUGUAGCUAGGUGACACCAUUGCCCUUGUCGAAAUCUUGUGUUAUGCAUUCCCACUAGAGCCAUGGCUGAAGAUUAUUGUUAAUGUUACUAGGGUUACUAGGUCGCCAGGCGAUAUAGAUUAACGGUUUGACUUCGACCGUUUUGCUCCUAUUCCCACGCGACGCCAUUACAGCAAGCUAGCGCUAAAUAAAGGGCUUACCGUGUGGCAAUGAGGUUACGUUAAUGGACUAGCACUGCGCAUGUAUGAAGGCUAUGUAUGAAGGUGUGUAUUACUACUGCGGAGAGGCUUUUCCAUUGUUCAUAGACAUAACAGGGGAGUGAACUAUCACCUGCUGGUCUUCCACUCCCAUGAAAAGGGCAGGAUGUUUGUCCAACAGAUGUUUGGCCAGGUUUGAUGUGUUGCCUCCCUUUGCGAGACACACUAUAAAACAGCGCUUGCUAUAGCCGAACUAUGUCCAUAGCCACUUCAGGCCCCUUUGUCAGUGAGUGUUGCUGAAGAUGCUGCCCCUUCUUUGUUGAUGAGUUCAGGUGUUGCUGAAGCUGCUGCCAUGUCGUCUCUGAACAAAACGAAAAAGUGGUCCGCUGUCCCCACCGUCGCUCUCGACUCACUUCACACUUGCUGCGGCUCAUAUUACAAACUCAGUCAGGGCUGUUUCCUGUAACGUCACACACGCCACUAGUGCAGCUUCACUGCUGUCAGCGUUGUCCUUAAAGGGACAUAUUCCUUUUAGCCCGCUCAAAUAGCCAUUCACAUAAUAAAAGUAUCAAUAUUAAUUUAUUUUAUCAAAAUGCUGGUAUCGUACCGUUUUGAAAACGUUAGUACCACGGUGCUUUUUCAGUAUCAGUAUACAGUACAACACUACAUUCAAUUAAUAGCUUACAAACCUACAUGCAGUGUGCUUUCUGUAGCUUUUAUAAACACAUUUUUGCUCUCUCUAAAAUGUUUUGUAGUGUAGAAGUAUGCAAGAUGUUUAAAAGAAAUAGCACCUUGCUUGCGAUAUGCACAGUCGGGCGUAAACAGGAUUUUUGGAAACCAUUUUGUGUGUCUGGCAGGCAGGAAUCUAGGGACAGCACACACACAGCAUGGUUUACAUGUAGGUAGUGUGGAACAGAAUAGUAUGGCAAAUGUUAAACCAGAUGCAAUAUUUUUAAAGCAAUAUAACUACAAAUAUACUUGUAGAGAGUAAUAAUAGUCACAGAGUUCAAAGUUGUGGUCAGUUUCCGUUCAUUAAGCUGAGAGGUUAUUAAGAGGCAAGGUUGGUGAAGAGAAUGUCACCUUAGUGUUUCCCGUCCUCUCAGACACAAACCAGAUUGACACUUGAACUCACCCAUCCUAGUUGGCUGUGGUGAGUGAGUAAUCAGUUUCCUUAUUUGGGAUCGCAGGAUGAUGACAAGCUCCUCUGUGCGACAUUCAGCAAUGUAAUAUGCACCGUCCAGAGAUGAGUGUUCUCUGACAGAAAAAUGCAACAUAAAUGAUUUGUUUGGGUAGACUCUGAGAUGUGUUGGUUGCACACAGCAAAUGUUUGAGUCCAAAAAGGGAAUACCAUGAUUGUUAACUCAGAUAUCUGUCUGUAUAUAUUAGCAUAAAAUAGUCAUAAUUGUUUUAUUUAUACUGAGAGUUGAUAGAGUAGAGUAGAGGUUUAUGUAUGUAUGUAUGUAUGUGUGUGUGUCUCUCUAUGUGUGUCUGUGUCUCUCUAUGUGUGUCUGUGUGUGUGUUUGGAGAGAGCAAGUCAGUACACUGUAUAGGACACAGCGAUUCCACUGUGUUGCAUAACCGAUGAUGGUGCAUCAAGAUCAGGGAAAAAGCAGUCCCAGGCCCUAUAGGCAAGGUGGCAACAGCCCCAGGAGUUAUUACAUUGUGCAUUUGUUGGAUCCUUUCAAAACUUUUCAGAAGAGCCUGUUUAAUCCAAGAGGAAAUCAGAAUGGAUAAUCAGCUUUGGACUUCCGAAAUACGCGAUGAUGUUUUGUUAUUCUGGAUUAUACACCAACUAAAAAUGAACUAAAGUGACACGUACUGAUCGAACCACCCUGUGGAAACAGGCUUGUGCUGGACUUUGCCAUAGACAGACAUUUGACCUCUUGAGCUCCUCAAAAGCUGUGUGGAACCUUUUACCUGCUAGCCGUUCUGGCCCAGAGCAACAUUUAAUGCAACAUG
Clupea harengus (Atlantic herring) is the source of this 7837-nucleotide messenger RNA. RefSeq names its product estrogen related receptor alpha (gene esrra). The record is from RefSeq and is a predicted model, not a curated record. Gene Ontology annotation, biological process: regulation of DNA-templated transcription. Gene Ontology annotation, cellular component: nucleus. NCBI's taxonomy places the organism in Eukaryota, Metazoa, Chordata, Actinopteri, Clupeiformes, Clupeidae. Gene Ontology annotation, molecular function: nuclear steroid receptor activity; sequence-specific DNA binding; zinc ion binding.